Molecule: messenger RNA, 1690 nt
Organism: Coccinella septempunctata (seven-spotted ladybird)
Lineage: Eukaryota; Metazoa; Arthropoda; Insecta; Coleoptera; Coccinellidae
Product: solute carrier family 2, facilitated glucose transporter member 3-like
Exons: 9
Coding region: 244-1647 (467 amino acids)
Biological process (GO): monosaccharide transmembrane transport
Cellular component (GO): membrane
Molecular function (GO): hexose transmembrane transporter activity
Source: RefSeq, a predicted model, not a curated record
AUCCUAUACAUAAAAUACUCAGAAGAUAGUACCUACAUUGUGCAGUCACACCGCAGUUAGUCACUUUUUUGUGGACGGACUUCAUUUGAAGUCAUUUAUCGAUGUUGCAAAAGUUCUUUCUGGUUGUAUUCUUUAAGUGACAAUGAAAAGCGUCAUAAUGACAAAAGUGUGAAGUUUCUCGUGUUAUUUUUAUAAUAUACCUUUUACUCUUUUUUUCUUGAGAAAUUUCGGAGGAACUGCAGCAUGGCGUUCACAGGGAAACUGCUAUUCUCGAUUGUGGCAUCAGCUAUUGGAUCGGCCUUUCAACACGGCUAUAACACAGGAGUUAUGAAUAAUCCACAACAUGUAAUGACUCAAUGGCUAAACGGAUCAAUGAUAGACAGAGGACAAGACACCGAUGAACAAAAAAUAAAUUUAAUUUGGUCCACCAUCACCUCGAUUUAUGCACUUGGAGGCAUGAUCGGAGCACUCGGAGUAGGAUUAAUGUCCCGCUUUUUUGGACUGAAGUGGGCGCUUAUUUUCAACAAUAUAUUUGUCGUAAUUUCCGCAGUUUUGGUUUUCCUUUCAAAACUCACAGCAUUUUACGAACUCCUCAUCGUUGCCAGGUUUAUACUCGGUUUGAAUUCUGGAAUAUUUGCAGGCUUGUGUCCCAUGUACCUCAACGAGAUAUCUCCGGUGGCUAAAAGAGGUGCCAUAGCUUCAGUAUACCAAUUGGUCAUAACCAUAUCUAUCCUAAUAGCUCAAUUGCUGAGUUACGAAAAAGUUCUCGGCAGCGAUACAUUGUGGCCUUACCUAAUCGGAGCUGUGAUUCUUGUACCUUGCUUAUUUCAGUGUUUGACGUUGCCAUUUUGCCCGGAGUCUCCGCGUUACUUACUGAUCAUAAAAAAAGACCAAGAGAAGGCCCAGAAGUCGCUCAAGUGGUUGAGAAACACUGAAAAUAAUGCUGAGGAAAUUGGGGAUAUGCAGAAGGAAGCUGCCGCUCAGGAGGCCGCAGGCUCGGUGACGUGGAAAGCGAUGUUUACAAAGAAAUCGCUGAGGACUCCUCUGAUCAUUUCCCUGAUGAUUAUGCUUGCUCAACAAUUGUGCGGAAUCAACGCAAUCAUUGUAUAUUCCAACGACAUAUUCCAUAAUGCUGGUUUGGACGAUUUUUGGUCGGCGUUAGGUACCGUCAUCAUUGGAAUUGUGAACGUCUUGAUGACGAUAGUUUCUUUGGUACUCGUGGAUCAUCUUGGAAGGAAGACACUCCUCAUCAUCGGUUUCAGUGGAACAACGAUCUUCAUGACCCUUUUGGCAGUUAGCAUCAAGUUCUCGGAAGACUACACUGCAAUGGGUAUACUUUGCAUAGUUUUCGUAAUUGGUUUCAUCAUAAGUUUCGCAACUGGACCUGGGUCCGUUCCUUGGUUUCUAGUGACGGAAUUGUUCAAGCAAGAUGCUCGCCCGAAAGCAACAUCACUAGCAGUAUUCACAAACUGGUUUGCGAACACUAUCGUCAUGCUCGCGUUUUUACCUAUAAAGUAUUACCUUGGAUAUUUCGUGUUCCUCAUUUUCAUUGCGUUCCAAAUACUUUUCCUAGUCUUCAUCAUAUUCAAAGUGCCAGAGACGAAGAACAAACAUAUUGAAGAAAUUACAGCACUCUUCUCCGACUGAGGGUACGAAUGAAAACGUAGCAUAAUAAAGAUCUUCAACUGAA